AUGUCCGAAUCCCGCUUUGUUGACGUUUGCAAGGCCAGGCCUGAAAGUUUAAUUGACUUCCUAUCCGCUCACAAGAGGUAUGUCGCAACAGUCAGAGAGACGCACAUCCCCCCACCCCCUGUAUUCGAUCACGUUGAACUGCUUUCUAUACACACAGCGGAGGUUAUGGCGCCCCAAACCAAGACAGCACAAGAAAGUGGAGGUACUGAAACAGCCGGUACGCGCGUGGUCCAUAGGCGGCUGGGCGCGCGGAAAGACAGAACGGGCUGCAUCACCUGCAAGAUCCGGCGGGUUAAAUGUGGUGAAGAGAAGCCGGCGUGCAAGCGAUGCACGUCGACGGGCCGAACGUGUGAUGGCUAUGCGCCAGCUACGACAAUGACACCGGCGCCCAGGCAACACGUGCCACCGGUUCAUCCCCUGCAGCGCACGCCAGAACCCUUGCUUUGUGCUCGUCCACGGCACUUGGUUGCUGGUGGCGCGCCGGUGGCCAACCAGCAGGAACAUGCUGCCUUUCAGUUCUUUACGCACACGGGCGUGUCGUCGCUGGCCAGCUGCACCGACAUUGACUUUUGGACCCGUCUCGUUCCACAGCUUUCCCACGCCGAUGCAGCCAUCUAUCACGCGUCGGUGGCCGUCGGCGCGCUGCUGAAGGGGGCCCACGAUGCCGUGGCGGGCCAGACUCAGGCUAUGGCAUUCCGCGCACAGCUCACAGCGUUUGCCAUUGAGCGGCAGAACCGUGCCAUCCAGAGCACGGUGCGCGGCCUGGUCGCACACCGCCGACGGCCGGCGGAUGCCGACGUCAUGACAUUGGUUCUGCUCUUCUGCAUCGAGGCACUCCAAGGCCGCGAGCACCAGGCCCUGACGCUGUGCCAACGCGGCAUCCUGGCCCUGGCCACGGCGCACAUGAUGCACGCGAUGCCCGCCGGCCUGGUUGCCCUGCUCGACCGCAUCCAACUGCAGUGCCGCAUGUUCAACGCGGGCAGCGCCGUCAACGAGUCGCCGCGGCUCAAGCAAGCCAUGGCGCGGCUGCUGGCUAGCCCCCCACGGGCCCCGUUUGCGUCUCUGGACGCAGCACGCGACGAACAAGCCGUCCUCAUUGCUGCCGUGCAGCACAUGGUUGCCGCUCGCUGGGGCGGCCUGAGCGACGGGGCGGCGACGGAUGCGGGAAAGAAUGGCGUCCAGAGUUCGGCCCUUGAUGCGGCUCUUCUCGGCUGGCGGGCCCGCUUUGACCGCUACUUGGCCUCGCCACAUGCAUCUGCCCGCACACCAGAACCGGGCGCGGAACGCGUGGCGUCGUUGCUUCGCCUGCGCUACUUAAUCGCGCGCAUCUGGAUGGCCGACGGUCCCGGCCGCAGCGAAAUGGCGUACGACGACCAUGUGGAGGUCUUUGCGGGCAUUGCGGCGGAAGCGGAGAGUUGUUUGGGCGUUGGCGGGCAGGCCGACCCAGCUGAGCAGACCCUCCCAAUGCACGCAAAGCCCACGCCGUUUACGUUUGAGAUGGGCCUCAUUCCGCCACUCUAUUGGGCGCUGCUCCGGUGCCGCCAUCCACUGCUGCGCCGGCGCCUCCUCGUGCUCCUCCGACAGGCACCUGCCCAGGAAGGCCUCUGGAGCCGGGACAUUAUGGUCCAGGUGGCCGAGAAGGUCAUGGCCUAUGAGGAAGCUUCCCUGGGACUGGGGCCCGACGUAAGGGACGAAGCGCGAGAUGCGCGAGAUGUGCUGCUGCAACGACGGCCGCCCGAGGAGGCGCGCAUCAAGGUUGUUCGCAUCGGCCUACGCACAACUCUCGCCAACGGACGACAAGGCGACGCGGUCGAGUGCUUCGGGAUGCCGUAUGGGAGAGAAGGCGGCCUACACGUCGUGUUGGCGUUUUCUGUAUUUUGUGAUCCUGACCAGUGA
This is a messenger RNA of Sporothrix schenckii 1099-18, 1896 nucleotides long. Its product is annotated as C6 zinc finger domain protein. Lineage: Eukaryota; Fungi; Ascomycota; Sordariomycetes; Ophiostomatales; Ophiostomataceae. The coding region runs from base 1 to 1896 and encodes 631 amino acids. Gene Ontology annotation, molecular function: zinc ion binding; DNA-binding transcription factor activity, RNA polymerase II-specific. The transcript has 2 exons. The record is from RefSeq and is a predicted model, not a curated record. Gene Ontology annotation, biological process: regulation of DNA-templated transcription.